UCUUGAAGCUACAAAACGCUAUUUUAGAAGUGUGCCUCCAGUUCGGUGCUUUUAGUUCAGCAAAUGUCAAAAACUGACUUUAUUAGCCUACCAAAAAAAUGUCUCACCGGCAUUGUUAGCAGUACACAAAUACAUCGGCAAAGUUAUGCACGUAACAAUCAGCUAGCUUAGCUUGGCUAGCUAGUAUCAGGCUGCAGCGGCUAGCCGUUAGCUGCUAACAUUAACUGGUUACUAACUACCGUUAUACCGCCGGGUUGCUAAUCAUGCCGCUUCGUGUCAAUUGACAUGUACACCUCAGCAAAGCCAUGAUAGUAGCGAUUCCCUCUGUGCGUUAAUGUUUUAUUGGUGGACUUAAUGACGGUUGUCGAGCUAGUUUAGCUAGCAUGUAGCCGAGGUUACUUACGCUACUAGAGGGGCUGCUGGCGUUACACCUGAAACCGCCACGAUACUUGUCUGCACGAUGCAGUUUAUAAGAAAACUAGCCGAGAAGAACUAGCGAAUGGAACCUCAGCCAACUUCGCUAACUAGUCGUCCACAUAAAGAAGAAGAAAAAAAAUGAUAAUGGGCUUUUAGAUUGUAGUGUAUUUGUUCCUUGGGAGUCACAGGAAGCGUGGAUGAUAAUAUAUGGAUUUCACGGGUGCAACAGUCUGCGUUUUGGUGUCUCAAGCGUUAAUGUUUUAUAUUUAGCCUCAAGAAGCUAACGGUGCCCGCAUUCUGCUGCAGAGGAGAGAGCACCAGGAUGAGGAGGCUGUAGGCACCCGCCGUAGUAUGGCCGCGUCCCGUUCCUCGCGCGUCACAAGGUCGUCAGUGGGGCUCAAUGGAUUGGAUGAGAACUUUUGUGGUCGAACCCUCAGGAACCGCAGCAUCGCCCAGCCGGAGGAGACCUCGUUACCUCCGCUACCAAGGGCCCGCUCUCCCAAGAAGAAGCAGGAGUCGAAGCAGGAGUCGAAGCAGGAGUCGAAGCAGGAGUCGAAGCAGGAGUCGAAGCAGGAGUCGAAGCAGGAGUCGAAGCAGGAGUCGAAGCAGGACGGCAAGCAGGAGUCGAAGCAGGACGGCAAGCAGGAGUCGAAGCAGGACACCAAACAAGACGUUAAACAGGACACCAAACAAGACGUUAAACAGGACACAAAGCAGGACGACAAGCAGGACACAAAGCAGGACACUCAGCAGGAUGGCCAGCAGCAGGCCUCGUUGCAGGGAAAGGUAACUGACUUGAAUGCUUCUCCAGCUGAGGCGGAGCAAUGGACCAGCUCCAGGAAGCGGGGUGUGUCCUGUUUAGAGAAAGACAUUAGUCCUGAGAAUUCCGAGAACUGUGAGAGAGGGAAGGGGCCACGGGAUGCCUGUCCUCAAAUCAAAAGGGCCAAGCGGUGCUCCCGCUCUGGAGAGUCUCAGGGACACGACGAGGACCCUGGGCCUCUGGAAUCUGAAAGUCCGGUGUCUGCCCCGGAGCCUAGCAAGGACAACAGCUGUGAAGAAUUUUCCAGCCAAAACUCUGUUAGCACGGCUCCUGCCUCACCUGUCCACAGUAAAGAGGAAGGUGAGCCGGCAGAGGAUGGUCACGUGGAGUGUGACGGGGCAGCUCAGCCCCCGAAUGCCCACAAGGCCUCUAAUGGACUCAGAGAGACUAAAUCAGAGGAACCUAGCACACUCGGUGAAGAGCCUAGUGCAAACCCCACCUCUGCCACCAACUGCCCGUCACUGCUCAACGGUAGUCAGACGGGGGCCCCCUCAUCCCCCGACCCCUCUGUGCCUUGUAGGAACUCUGUCCCUCUGCAGAUUGAGGUCUCUGGCUCAGGGGAAUCGCCAGUCUCACCUGCGCCGACAUUUGAGGCCGUUCCAGAGGACCCCGUCCCUGAGUUGAUAGUGGCUAAUGAGCAGGAGGUGGAGGUGGAGGAGGUGGAGGUCGACGUGGUGGGCGACCCGUUGUUUCUGGCCCACGAGGAGCAGGUGACGGCGAGCGAGAACGAUACCAACGGCAGGCCGCCAACACCGGUGCAGGAAGCUGCUGCCUCCACCUCCUCCACUACCACCAUCACCACCAUGAACAGUAUUCCAAUCAACAACAGCAGCAACUCAGGAGAAGCUACACCCCCACUAGCAACAACCCCCUCCCCCACAGAGCCAGAGUGCAAUCCCUCGAUACCCAGCACGCCCCCCUCUUUCACAGAGCUCCACGAACACAGAUACACUCUGCGGACUUCACCCAGGAGGGCUGCUACCGGUGGCAAGGCCUCCUCCUCCAAGCUCAGCUCUCCUCCCAGAGACAAUGGUCCCUUGAGGGAAGAGGGGGACGUGCUAGUUGGGCUGGAGGAGGAUUGCCCUGUGGUGGAGGAACCCGCUCCCUCGGACUCGGUGGGCCCCUCCAGCGAGGAGCCGGUCUCCGUGGAUCUAGCAGACGGGGCAGGUGGCGAGGACGGUGUACCCGUGGAGAGCAAAGAGGCCAAGCAAAGCAAGAAGCUGACACAGAGCCCGGCUGCAGAGGAGGAGGAGGAGGAGGAGGAGGAGCCAGACGUGUAUUAUUUUGAGUCUGACCACCUGGCUCUUAAACACAACAAAGAUUACCAGAGGCUGCUGCAGACCAUCGGUGUUCUCGAGGCCCAGCGCACGCAGGCCAUCCUGGACCUGGAGACGUUGGCGCGUCACCAGAGGGAGGCACUCGGCGAUCCCAUCAUCUUUGUGGAGCAGCUGCAGAAACAGGUUCAUUUGGACUUGCCGUGUCCUCAGCGAGUCGUCCAGCUCCCUGACAUUGGAUGGGAGCAGUACACCUCAGGCCUCGGUGACUUUGAGAGAGAGUUCUGCGACAAGAAACGCAAAACCAGGCGGCUAAAGCUGAUCUUCGACCAAGGUUUGCCUGCUCGACCAAAAAGUCCCGUGGAGCCAAAGAAGGAAGGCGAAACAUCCACCAUGUACUCCUCUCUGCCCACUAGUGACGCUCUAGAGAACAGCAGGCAAGCACAGAUGAUCAGGGGAAGGAUUUGUCUUCCAAACAAGUCUGACACUUUCAACCAGCUGUGGACUGUGGAGGAACAGAAAAAACUGGAGCAGCUUCUCGUAAAGUUCCCCCCCGAGGAAGUGGAGUCCAGAAGAUGGCAGAAGAUUGCCGAUGAGCUCGGCAACCGAACGGCGAAACAGGUUGCCAGUAGGGUUCAAAAGUACUUCAUCAAACUGACAAAAGCUGGUAUUCCUGUGCCUGGAAGAACUCCCAACCUGUGCAUGUACACUAAAAAGGCAUCCAGUAAGAGGCAGCACCACCUCAACAAGCACCUGUACCGGCCGUCUACUUUCCUGACCUCCUACGAGCCUCCUGUCUACAUGGACGAAGAUGACGAGCGCGCGGCGUAUUACGGCAGCGUGCAGGACCCCUCUGCUGACGAGUCGGAUGACGAGGCGAUACCUAUGGAGUUGAGAAAUUUGCCAGAGUACAAAGAACUUUUAGAGCUGAAGCGACUGAAGAAACAGACGCUGCAGGAGAUCCACGAGGACAAGGACGAGAUGCGGCAUGUAGGCUACAAGUGUGAUGUCUGCGGCAUGGAGCCCAUCCAGGGAGUGAGGUGGCACUGUCAGGACUGUCCGCAGGACAACUCGGUUGAUUUCUGCUCCAACUGCUCUGACUGCUUGUUCAAGACAGAGACUCACAAGCCUAACCACCACUUGGAACCAGUGCACCAGCAAGACACCUUUCUGGACAGGGACUACUGUCUGCCGCAGAGCACAGGCUACAACUACCUGGACCCUAACUACUUUCCAGCCAACAGAUGACAGGGUCCCAGGCGUCUCUAGCUGCAGGCUCUCUCCACAUAUCCCACAGGCCACUCUGUGCAUGGCUCCAUCCUCCAAGUCCAAGAUAACCGUUUAACCCGCCGCCGCCAGGCAGGCAGGAGCCUCAAAGCAGACCACAGUGCUGCUGGAGGGGGGAGGGGGGGGGCUGUUGGUAAACUGGCAUCCCUGACUUAAGCAAAGGGUGGCCAUGUUGGUUCCUCACAACAACAGGGCCCUGCUCCACCUCGGCAAGGUUAAUCAACGGAUCCGUGAUUUUGAACGAUACACUAUUUUAAAAAUAAACAAACAAAAAAUCCCCCAGAAGGCACACCGACAUUCCCGAGCUCUGUGACUCCAGGAGGGCUUUCCUCCCUCUCUCCCUCCCUCCCCCGCUCAUCGCCCUCCAGUUUACCUCCCUGUGCUGCUUCGAAACUGGAGAGAAUUGACGACUGGUCCGGUGAAGCGCCACCUAUAGGAGGUGUGUGGUCAUAGUGGACUGUGAAGUCAUCAACCGAGAUGCACCUGGGUGGUUUGUAUGUGUGUGUGUGUGUGUGUGUGUGUGUGUGUGUGUGUGUGUGUGUGUAUGUGGUCUCCGUGUUAUGCAAGAGUGAAAAAUGUUCUAGCUAGGUAUCCGUAGAUGAGUAUUUAUGAGUCGCAGCUCCCUCAGCAGGAGCUGCUGCGAGAGGAAGUAGGCGGUGUGGAGCGUGACGCCGACGUCGGUGCGUUUUUGUUGACUGCAGACUGUAGGGAGGCGGUCUGCAGACGGACCUGUACGUGUUGAGCGGACUCUGGAGCCAUCCCCACCACUGUCACACAACGCUGCUCUCUCACCUUUCAAACACACACACACUUUCAUCUCUAUUUCCUUUCCCUUUGCUCUCUCCACUAAAACAUGUCUAACAGGGAAGCACUACAGCACGGAGAGCAAAUACUUUUGAAGGCAGGCGAAUGGGAACGUUUGGAAAGUUUUUGUUUAUUUUCUCUUCUUUUUUUUUCCUCCUCCCCCGAUGUGUGCCGUUGUUGAACAUGUUGAGUGUACAAGUAUAUGGUGAAAAGUAGCCAGCGCUAGUUGCUGUGUGCCAUUUUUAAAAGAUUUCUUUUUGGGGAGGUAAUUCCACCUCUGACCCCCGGCAACAACUGCUCCCUUCCUGCGUGGCGCCAUCGCCCCACAUUGUUCUACAUUAUCGAUCCAGUCAUCAUGCCUCUAGAUCUUCUUUCAUUUUGCAGUCCACUUUAAAAAAGGUCCAUUUAAAAGAUUGUAUUUUUAUUAAUCUAUUUAAAAAACAAAAGGAAUUGAGGUAGUGGUUGGUGCCUCCACAGUGGAACAACCCACAGUUUUAUACACAUAGAUUUUGUUGUGCUUGAGUAGACACCAUUUUUAUGGUUUUCGUCUCUUUCCUUCACCCCCUUUGCCCUGCUUCAAUAUCUGUGUAUAACAGUCUGUUCUUAUGUAAAAAAAAUAAUAAUGUAAAAAAAAAAAAUGCUAGAGGAGAACCGUGGAAAUAAAAGUAUGUGAAACUA
This is a messenger RNA of Anarrhichthys ocellatus (wolf-eel), 5280 nucleotides long. RefSeq names its product zinc finger, ZZ-type containing 3 (gene zzz3). Gene Ontology annotation, molecular function: zinc ion binding. Bases 769 to 3759 code for a protein of 996 amino acids. The record is from RefSeq and is a predicted model, not a curated record. Lineage: Eukaryota; Metazoa; Chordata; Actinopteri; Perciformes; Anarhichadidae. The transcript has 12 exons.